This is a messenger RNA of Oncorhynchus mykiss (rainbow trout), 2582 nucleotides long. It is a transcript of the gene stx5al, whose product is annotated as syntaxin 5A, like. Lineage: Eukaryota; Metazoa; Chordata; Actinopteri; Salmoniformes; Salmonidae. Gene Ontology annotation, cellular component: endomembrane system; Golgi membrane; SNARE complex. Gene Ontology annotation, molecular function: SNARE binding; SNAP receptor activity. The record is from RefSeq and is a predicted model, not a curated record. Gene Ontology annotation, biological process: intracellular protein transport; endoplasmic reticulum to Golgi vesicle-mediated transport; vesicle fusion.
UGGUCUGAAUUUGUCCAACUGGGCACCCUUACAACGUAAUGCGCUAAACUAGACGUAUACGUGGCGCUGACGUCAGCGUUUAGCGGAAGGACCAGUUCCUUCGUAGGCAGUGGAGUGAUCAAAUAAAGAUUAUUUAUUUACCGGUGAUGUGCCUGAGCAUCCAUGAACACGCGUCGUCGCCACGGUCCUAGGAACAGCCAGGAAGGGGUGUACCUAGGGCCUGCCCAGACCCAGUCACCGCUGAUCCAGUUGCAGGACCCACAACUCACAGCCCCCAGUCCACUCCCACCUGCUCCACUGGUGGACAUAAGCAACAUGUCGGGCAGGGACCGCACCAAUGAGUUCCAGUCAGUCUGCAGGUCACUACAGGGGAGACAGAAUGCGGUCCAGUCCAGCAAGCCAGCCCUCAGUGCAGUCAGACAGCGCAGUGACUUUACACUCAUGGCAAAGAGGAUUGGGAAGGACUUGAGUAACACUUUCGCCAAACUGGAAAAACUCACAAUACUUGCCAAAAGGAAAUCUCUUUUUGAUGACAAAGCUGUGGAGAUUGAGGAGUUAACCUACAUUGUUAAACAGGACAUAAACAGUCUGAAUAAACAGAUAGCACAGCUGCAGGGUCUUGUGCGCUCCAGACAGAGUCAGAAUGGCAAACACCUACAGACACAUUCCAACACCAUCGUUGUCUCCCUCCAGUCCAAACUGGCAUCAAUGUCAAACGACUUCAAGUCGGUGCUGGAGGUCAGGACAGAGAACCUCAAAGAGCAGAAGAGUAGAAGAGAUCAAUUUUCUCAAGCCCCAGCAUCCUCCUCCCAUCUACAUGCCAGCAACUUCGGUAACUCAUUGUUAAUGCAGGACGACUCUAAAAGGACAGCUGAAGUCUCUAUAGACAUGGACUGCCGUGCCAGCCAACAGCUGCAGCUUGUCAAUGAACAGGACUCGUACAUCCAGAGCCGUUCAGACACCAUGCAGAACAUAGAGACCACCAUCGUAGAGCUGGGCUCCAUCUUCCAGCAGCUGGCCCACAUGGUGAAGGAGCAGGAGGAGACAGUGCAGAGAAUUGAUGCCAAUGUGGAGGACACCCAGCUCAACGUGGACAUGGCACACUCCGAGAUCCUCAAGUACUUUCAGUCUGUUUCAUCCAACCGCUGGCUCAUGGUCAAAAUCUUCCUCGUCCUCAUAGUCUUCUUCAUCGUCUUUGUGGUCUUCUUUGCUUGAGGAGCAGGGGGGCACUUGGCUAAGGAUGAGAGAUGGAGGGAUUGUGCUGGAGGAGAGCAGUUUCUCCUUUAUGUUUCAUACUUUCUCUCCUUGUGGUUUAAAGAAAAUACCACUACUAACACACAAUUCUGCAUAUGCUAAGAUGUGGUUAUGUUGAUAAUGAAUAGCUGUAUGGUAGAAAGAAGUUGAAAAAUAUGAUUAUUCUUAUUACCAUCCAUUAAAUGGAGUAAAUAGAUGAAAUCUAUGAUGCACGAUAGAAGACUAUUGCAGUUGGAUUGAAACUAUCUUCUGUUGUCUUCAUGCGUUCUUUCUGUAAUUUGUAGAAAACAUUCCUACUUCUUGAAGGACAGGGUCAAUCCAAAGAGAAAUUGAGUCGGAAUAGGAAACUGGUAGAUUCAUUUGGCCUUAAAAGACCUGUAUGCUGAAUCUCUGAGGGUCGUUACUCCUCACAAUGCACCUCACUGCCAGCAGUAAUACCUCCGUUAGGAUGUUAGGGCUGAUUGACAAGGCCAUGUGAAUGACCUCUGACCUUCAAUCUCUUCUUUGAUGGUUAGGAAAGCUGAUAGGAAAUGUUUGGCCACUCUUAACCUAAACUGUACAUGCAUUGUGUUCCACAAUGAUAUCAUGCACAUGAAAGGACAUCCAUCAUGACAGUCAACUUGCCGUGGUUGACCUGAGAUAGAUGAAUGUACUGUGUAAGUGAAGCAUUGCCAGUACUUCUGGUGCUUUUAUUUUCUCUAGUCAGAUACUGAACUGUAUGUGCACAACUGCUUUGCCUUUUACAGCUACCAUAGAAUAUCUUUGAAUUAAGAUACAUUAUUUUCAAUAAACUGGUAUUUAAAUGAUGUUCAAUCAGAGUCUGCACAUAACACCAAAUGAGUGGUGUUUUACAGACAGAUGUUCUACAUUUUCACCCCCUGCCUCCCCCUAAUACCCCCCCCCACACACACACACACACACACACAUACACACACUUCAUAAAUGUUCAAUGUUCACACAUUUUUUGGGGACUAAAUCUCUGUUUUAUCUAUGUCUCGGAGGUAUCUGUAAAGGUAAAUUUAAUUGUAAUUCAAAUUUGUUAUGUCUCUCCUUUUUGUUCAAGAGAAUGACUUGGAGACACCAAAAAUAUAUUCAAAUAUACAAACUCAUCUGCUAAGCUAAUAUUCUGGAACCCAGAAAUAUUGGAAUGGGCUUUUUUUUAAAACUGUUUCACACAUUUGCUCUUCUCUGUCUCUGGAUAUCUUGGAGGAAGUAUUGUAGGUCACUGCUAAUUUUAUUGAUACCCCUAAUUUCUGUAUUUUAUCAUAAGCUUUUGUUGUAGAAACUGCAAAUGUGUAAGCAAAAAUUAAAAAUAAUUUUAAAAGUUU